AUGGGUAAAGCGAAAGCUGGCAAGCGGAAUGCGGCCGCUUCCACGGGAAGCCCGUACUCUCGACCUUCUCAGAAGACGAACAAUGUCUUCAAGUUCAACACAAAUGUUGGUCAACAUAUUUUGAAGAACCCCGGUGUGGCGGAUGCGAUCGUUCACAAAGCCGAACUUAAGCCCACGGAUACUGUUCUUGAAAUCGGCCCGGGAACUGGUAACUUGACAGUGAGGAUUCUCGAAAAGGCGAAGAAGCUCAUUGCGAUCGAGUUCGACCCUCGAAUGGCGGCCGAAGUGACAAAGCGUGUGCAAGGGACUCCGGAGCAGCGCAAGCUCGAUGUUAUGCUCGGAGAUGCGAUCAAAAUCUCUUCGCCCUUGGUUUUCAAGAUGCUCGCGAUGCCAAAGCCGCCGCGGCAAGCGAUUCUCAUGUUUCAGCUCGAGUUCGGACAAAGACUUGUGGCUAAGCCCGGCGACAAGCUCUACGGAAGAUUGAGUGUGAACGCCAACUUUUGGGCGACAUGCUCCAACGUGAUGAAGGUUUCCAAGGCCAACUUCAGGCCGCCGCCACAGGUCGACUCCUGCGUUGUGCGCAUUGUGCCUAAGCAGGGAGCCGAGCGUCCCACAAUCGCCUUCGAGGAAUUCGACGGCCUCCUCCGCGUUUGCUUCAACCGUAAGAACAGGACCAUGCGAGCCAGCUGGCUUGGUACGAAAGAAGUGCUCCAGAUGCUUGAGAAGAACUACCGUACAUGGGCUGCCAUGAACAACGUGCCCCUGGACGACUCUCUUGUCGAGGAUGACGAGGAUGACGCCAUGGAAAUGGACGACGCGGACGCCGGCGGAAACGAUGACGAGGAUGUCGAGCCCAUGGACGACGACACACCCGAGUUCUUCAAGGAGCUCAACGCCACAGCUGCCAAGGCGCCCGAGAAGACGAAGAGCAAGCGCAAGAAGACCAAGGUCGCGGCGCUGGUGCGCAGCAAGAUUGAACGCGCGCUCGAGAGCACCGAGCUCAUGGAGAAGAGAGCGCGGUUGUGCGACGAGACGGAUUUCUUGAAGCUACUUUCCGCUCUCAACUCAGAGGGCAUUCACUUUGCUUAG
Messenger RNA from Colletotrichum fioriniae, 1089 nucleotides. The record is from RefSeq and is a predicted model, not a curated record. NCBI's taxonomy places the organism in Eukaryota, Fungi, Ascomycota, Sordariomycetes, Glomerellales, Glomerellaceae.